This is a messenger RNA of Schistosoma curassoni, 2991 nucleotides long. Lineage: Eukaryota; Metazoa; Platyhelminthes; Trematoda; Strigeidida; Schistosomatidae. The record is from the annotation of a GenBank genome assembly.
AUAUUUGAUAAAUUUAUUAUUAUUAUUAUGUAAAUUUAAUAAAACGUUUAACACUGUUAUUCCAUAUUCACUAUUCAUACAUGUAAAUUAUCUAAUGCAUCAUUAAUACACUACAUUAGCCAUAAUAAUAAUAAUAAUAAUAGUGGAUUUGUAUUUCUAAUGAUACAUUGAAUAUUUCUUUUUAUUAUCUAUAACAAAUCAAAUCAUAAAAGAAUUCAAUAUCAAGUGUAACAAUGUUAUGCGAAGGAGUGACCAUGUUUUCAUACUGGAGAAAAACUUACAAUCAGAUUGAUUAAUUACAAAGAGCAGAUAUACAGAUAUCUCAGGAAAUUUAAUGUUUUCAGAAACAGAGAAAUUAGCUAUCCAACAUAUUACAGAUAUUGACUGGCCUAAUGGUCCACCAGAUUUCUAUGUGAAAGGAUCAUCUUACGCUGUUACCCAGAGUCAGCUACGAGAAUUGGAAAUAGCUUCAGGUUUGGAUAUUGUAAACUCUACAAAUAUUUUUUCACAAUUACCACUUUAUCAACUUCAUGGAGAACCAUUUCAUUAUUGGGCAAUGAUACUUUUAAUAUUUCCACUAGUCACCGUGUUUGGUAAUGUGCUGGUUGUGCUAAGUGUGUUUCGAGAUCAAAGUUUACAUACAGCUACGAAUUAUUUUAUUGUCAGUUUAGCUAUUGCAGAUAUUAGUUUAGCAAUAGUUGUUAUGCCAGUUGCCAGUUGGGUUGAGGCUAAUAAUGGAAAAUGGCGCCUUGGAACCGUGCUAUGCGAUAUAUUUAUUAUGUUUGACGUACUUUUGUGUACAGCAUCUAUUCUAAAUUUAGCAGCUAUUAGUAUGGACAGAUAUGUGGCUGUGACUAGACCGAUUACAUAUGCUCAACAUAGUAAAAAUGUUCGCGUUGGAAUUACCAUAACAGCCACGUGGAUAUUAUCAUUUGUAAUUGCAUUACCAAUAGCAUGUGGAUUAAAUAAUGCUCCAUAUCGAAAUUUAGAAAUGUGUGUUAUGUAUAUUCCGGAAUAUAUAAUUGCUUCCUCUAUUGGAUCAUUUUAUGUACCAUGCACAAUUAUGAUUGUAUUAUAUUACCAAGUAUUUAAAGCAAUUCAAUUAAGAACUAAACGAUCCAAAUUGAUAAGCAUACGUAAUCAAGUACAAAACUAUGCAAAACGUUGUGAAACAAUGAACCAGACAUCUGUUAUAUCGAUCAAAGUUAAAGAGGUGAAUAUAUGUGAUAGUUUAGAAAAUGUAACAUAUUUAACUGCAAUUAAUCCACAGGUAUGUGACUGUCAAUCAAGUGGUAUUGAAACAUAUAUCGAUUCAAAUGUGUCUUAUUGUACAGAGAGCCAUAAUGCAUAUAAAGCAAAUGAUAUAAAUGAUCAAUAUCUAACAGAUAUUAACGGUACAUCUAAUUUAUCUAGUAACUGUUCCCCUAUUACUUAUUCAGAAACUAUAACAAAUUCAGUGGAACCUAAUGAGACCAAUAAGCUUCAACCGACGCCUAUAUCAACCAAUGCUGAAUGUUUUCAGAAUUCUUUUGAACCUCAAAUUCCACCAUCAACUUUAACACAAGCAUAUACAAAAGCUACAAAUAACAACGUUAUUACUACCACUACUACUACUAAUAAUGAUAAUAAUACUAACAAUAAUCGUGAUAUACCAAGCUCACAGUCAGAAUUCAAAAAUAUGGAUGAUUUUCGUAAACAUUUAAAAAAUCGCAUUAAACAAGCAAAACGUAGUAGUUUAUCCAUGCUCACAACUAAUGUAUUUGCAGGUUUAUCUAGUAAACAAGUGUAUGCAUUGAAUACAAACAUUGAUGUAAAAAAAUCAACUACAAAUAGAUUUAAAUCAUCAUUAUCAUCUAAACGACAAAUUAAACGUAUGAAAUCACUUAUUCCUUAUGAUACAUCUAAAUCACUUAAUGAACAAACUAGUGAACAGUUAUUGAAAAAAUCAAUUUUUAAAAAUCCUAAAAGCCUCAUGUCUAGUGAAGUUAAAAAUGAACAAUUAAAUCCGGAAGUAAACUCAUCUAGUAGUAUAAUCAAUAUGACUUAUUUUUUAGCAAGUAGAUCUGGAAGUAAUAUAACUUUAAAGGAAAGUUUAGCUGCUAAACGGGAAAAGAAAGCUACUAAAACAUUAGCUAUUGUUUUAGGUAGGUAGUUUAUAUUAUUUCAUUCUUUCUAGAUGUAUUUUGUAUUUCCUUUAUAAUAGUACAUUUGGACUUGAGUUUGUCGAUAUUACGGAUCCUCUUUAAAAAAUAAUAACAAUUUUGACAUGAAGUAAAAGUUCUUUCAUUGAAUCGAAGUUAAAAUUCUUAUUUAUGACAAUGACAGAGGUUUGUUUGUAUGAUCAUUAAAAAUUCUUCUAAAAUAAGUAACGUAAACACGGAUUCUUAUUUUAGAUUUCCAUAGUCACAAUCUAAACAUAUUUGAAGAAUAAGAGGAUUUUCAUGUGAAAAUUGAAAUUUUAUAAACAUGAGAAUACAUCGUCUAGAGUUUGAGGGAUUUCAAGGUCACAGCACCAACUUCAGUACUUAAUAGGUAUCAUUACCACAGUUUGAUUUGAUAAUUUCGAAUAAAUUGUGCAUUGGGUAGAUUUUUAUAAACAAAUAUUAUAUUUGUAAUAUCCCAAUGAGUAGAAAAAUGAGAUUUUCUGACGUUUCGUGACUUAGUGUAAGCCACUUCUUCAAAGAAUAAAUAACCAAAUUAAAAUUAAUCCAAGUUUAAAUAGUACAACGGAACAAUAAGAAUAAUAUGUGAUCAACCGAAAGAUCUCGCUAGCCUUAAAUAUUUUUGGAAGAGCUAAUAGGAUCAUCACAUCAGAAGAGGACAAACAGAAAGAACAAAAGGAUGUAAUUAAUAUCUUACAAUUCAAUAAAUCUCCUAUGAAGAUUAUCAGAAGUAUAUUAAAACAAGACGGUUCAAUGAGUGAUAAUAAUAAUUCGAAUGAAAUGCCAUGGUUUGGUACUGCAGUUUUACCAUACCGUCAUGGCACAACAG